This is a messenger RNA of Podarcis muralis (Common wall lizard), 2554 nucleotides long. NCBI's taxonomy places the organism in Eukaryota, Metazoa, Chordata, Lepidosauria, Squamata, Lacertidae. The record is from RefSeq and is a predicted model, not a curated record.
GCCUGGUUCGAGGCGGGGCGAGCGGAGAGGGCGGCCUCGCCGGCCGGGGAUUUCAUCAUGCUGGGGGCCGGGCCUCGCCGCCUCCGCCGCCGCCCUCCUGCGCUCCAUGCCGUGGCCCCUUAGCGUCCUCCGCGCCGCCUCGCUCGGCCGCCUCAGAAGCAGCAGCAGCAGCAGCACCCGCAGCCUCCUCCUCAGCCCCCUCGCCUCCCUCGGCCUCCAGCCCAGCCCCGCCGGCCGGACCCUGGUCACCAGGCGCCCCAGGUCCCCCUCCGCCGUCCCUGCCGCCUCGCCCUCCCAGUGGACCAGCAACCCCGGCGCCGGCAUGGACGGGCCCGCCGCCGAGGCGCUGCUCGCCCCGCUCAGGCAGGCGGUGCGGCAGCAGGGCGAACUUGUUCGAAAGUUGAAGGAAGAGAAGGCUCCCCAGGUGGAUGUAGACAAAGCAGUAGCUGAACUCAAGGCUCGCAAAAGAAUCCUCGAAGCAAAGGAGCUGGCUUUGCAGCCAAAGGAUGAUAUCGUGGACAGAGCUAAAAUGGAAGAUACUCUGAAGCGAAGGUUUUUCUAUGACCAGGCUUUUUCUAUUUAUGGAGGUGUGAGUGGCCUGUAUGAUUUUGGUCCUGUGGGUUGUGCUUUGAAGAACAACGUAGUUCAUGCCUGGAGGCAGCACUUCAUCCAGGAAGAGCAGAUUCUUGAGAUAGACUGCACCAUGCUCACACCAGAGCCUGUUCUGAAGACCUCCGGCCACGUAGACAAAUUUGCAGACUUCAUGGUGAAGGAUGUGAAAAAUGGGGAAUGUUUUCGAGCCGAUCACCUCCUGAAAGCUCACUUACAGAAGCUGAUGUCGGACAAGAAAUGUACAGCUGAGAAGAAGGCUGAAAUGGAGAAUGUUCUGACACAGUUGGACAACUACGGCCAGGAAGAGCUUGCGGAUCUGUUUGUGAACUACAACGUGAAGUCUCCCAUUACUGGAAAUGACCUCAGUCCUCCGGUGUCCUUCAAUCUUAUGUUCAAGACCUCUAUCGGGCCUGGAGGAAACAUGCCAGGUUACCUGAGACCGGAAACUGCACAGGGGAUCUUCCUGAACUUUAAACGCCUCUUGGAAUUUAACCAAGGCAAACUUCCUUUUGCUGCUGCUCAGAUUGGGAAUUCCUUCCGGAAUGAGAUCUCUCCUCGCUCAGGCCUCAUUAGAGUCAGAGAAUUCACAAUGGCAGAAAUUGAGCAUUUUGUGGAUCCCAGUGAGAAGCACCACCCUAAGUUCCAGAAUGUAGCAGACCUUCACAUCCUCUUGUACUCUUCCAAAGCCCAGACCAGCGGGCAGUCGGCUCAUUCCAUGCGUCUGGGGGAUGCUGUUGAGCAGGGUGUAAUCAAUAACUCGGUGCUCGGUUACUUCAUUGGCCGCAUCUACCUCUACCUUGUCAAAGUCGGCAUCUCUCCAAACAAGCUGCGCUUCCGACAACACAUGGAGAACGAAAUGGCCCACUACGCCUGCGACUGCUGGGAUGCAGAGUCCAAAACAUCCUACGGGUGGAUUGAAAUUGUUGGCUGUGCUGACCGCUCUUGCUACGACCUCUCUUGCCACGCCAGAGCCACCAAAGUUCCUCUCGUAGCUGAAAAGCCUCUGAAGGAACCCAAAACAGCCAACGUCGUUCAGUUCGAAGCAAAUAAGGGAGCCAUUGGCAAGGCUUACAAGAAGGAUGCCAAACUGGUGCUGGAAUACCUUUCCAUCUGCGAUGAGUGCUACAUCAAUGAGAUGGAGAAACUGUUGAACGAAAAAGGGGAAUUUACCUUUGAAACGGAAGGGAAAACUUUUCAACUAACAAAGGACAUGGUCGGCGUGAAGAGGUUUCAGAAAACCUUACAUGUGGAAGAGAUUGUCCCCAAUGUGAUUGAGCCUUCGUUUGGUAUCGGAAGAAUCAUGUACACGAUAUUUGAGCACACGUUCCGCAUCCGGGAGGGAGAUGAGCAACGGACGUACUUCAGUUUCCCUGCCGUGGUGGCGCCGUUCAAGUGCUCUGUCCUUCCUCUGAGCCAAAACCAGGAAUUCAUUCCGUUCGUGAAGGAACUAUCCGAAGCCCUCACAAGAAACGGGGUCUCCCACAAGGUGGACGACUCCUCCGGAUCCAUCGGCCGGCGCUACGCCAGGACGGAUGAGAUCGGCGUGGCUUUUGGGAUCACGAUUGACUUUGACACGGUUAACCGGUCGCCGCACACCGCCACCUUGCGAGACCGCGACUCCAUGCGCCAGAUACGAGCUGAGAUCUCUGAGCUUCCCACCAUAGUUCGGGACCUUGCAAACGGCAACAUAACCUGGGCUGACGUGGAGGCCAAGUAUCCACUCUUCGAGGGACAAGAGACUGGCAAAAAGGAGACAAUAGAGGAAUGAAACAAACUCCCCGGAAACUUAACAAGAAGUCGACUUUUUACUGUUCAUGUUAAUAUGAAAUUUAUCAUGUGUAUUAUUCAAAACAGGGACUGUCUGGUUAUCUCCCCUUCACUUCCAAUUGCUGCCUAAUUUUAACUCCCAGCUCCAAUAAACACAGUUAAAAGACUAAAAAUA